AUGCGGAACCUCAGUGAGGCUGCCACGAACGAGGAGAAUCUGUCGCAGCUGGUAAAACGCCUACUCGGCGUCGUCCGUGCCUCCGAAGACGCGCAACAUGUCGCCUGCGCGUGCGGCAUCCUGUCGAAUUUGACGUGCAACAACAUCCGGAAUAAGCAGACCGUAUGCUCGGACGGUGGCAUCGCCGCGUUGGUCGAUUGCCUCCGGCGAUUCCCCGACGUCGAAGAAGCGACAGAGCCGGCGUUGUGCGCGUUGAGGCACUGCACGGCGCGGCAUCAAUUCGCUGAACAGGCCCAGCUUGAUUUGCGUUUGUCGAACGCGUUCCCGCAGCUCAUCAUCCUGCUCUCAACCCUUCGCGCCCCGGUCGAGACGUCCUCGACCGGCAAGACCGUGGUAUCGCUGGCUAUGGAAGUCUGGAUCCUGGCCGUCAACAAAUUACGCGAGGACCCGAAUGCCGAAACGGACGGCGUCCCGAUGUGGGGCGUCGUUGAGGGGGCUGUCUCGGCCCUCCACCAGCUUGCCACCGACAAACAGGUUGCGAUGGAUUUGGUGCACCAGACCGAGGCCUUGAUACUGACCUACGAGCUGCUCAGGGACCCUUACGUCUCGCAGUCCGAUGACGAGGUUCUGGAGCGAGAAUUGCUCGGCCUCCUCUACCAAAUAGCCCAAAACAGCGAUGGAGCGAGCGCGAUCGAUGAAGCCGGUUUCAUGCCGAUUCUGACUGACUGUCUACGGAGGCAACACCGCUCCGUUGCCACAUACGCGUCGGGGAUCCUGAAACGGCUCGAAUCCGAUCGCCCUCCGCAAUAUCGACAAGAACUCGACAUGGAGGCGUCAUCCGGCUGGCAGCGAGACGGCAUGGAGCCCGAGCUGUUCAGCGAGAUGUACCGCCCCGGCAGCAUGCCGAUCGUGCACACCGGCGGCUCGUUCACGGCGGUUUCUGGCUCGAAUUACGUGGAUCUUUGGGCGUCCCAUCAAGUUUCUAGUGAAAAUGUGAAUUUAUUCGAGGAUAUUUUUGUCGCAGAGGAGCCGGUUUUGUUGGCCAGGGUGCUGGCAAAAGGAUCGCAGAUUGUCACUUGCUCAGCCCUCUCGUCCCGCGGCUCAAAACUGGCCAUUUCCACCGGGGAACGGACGCACGUCUACUCGUUGAGCGACUCGAAGACGCAGCCCAUCAAAAUUCUGCCCGUCACCUUCCCGGCCGCCACGGCCAUAGCGUUCCACGAAAACUCGAUACUCGUCUGCACCGGGGACUUCAAAUUGAUGCAAUACAUGCUGGUCGGCGCAGAUGCGGGCAAUGAAGUUUUAGUGCAAGAAAAAUGCGGAAUCGUCACUUCGAUCGUCUCCCUCGAGGGUAGCUCCACGGCCGCUCUCCUCACCUCGCGGGCUCAAAUUUUUGUCGUCGACCUCGAGAAGGGCACCUCGAGCCUCGUUCGACUGGAGGCGACGAUACCAAAGUCGAUCGUCCUCACUCGCCCCAACGUUCUUACCGUUGCCCAUCAGCCGCUCAAGUCGGACGACCGACGACUCGUCAGUCAGUUCUCCAUCGGCCAUCCGCCAAAACUCGAAGCCACAUACACACGCGGCGAGCUGGGCCCUGGAUUUGGCGGCGCAAGAUCGAUGUCGACGAACGCCUCCCAGGAUACCGUGGCUAUGGUCGAUGGACACGGGAAUAUAAUUGUCAUUAAGGAUAAAACCUUGCGCGCCGUCCAGGCCGAUAUGCCGAUGCGCGGCGACCUGUUGCUAGGCUGGAAUUUGGGAUGGCGACGGACGGCUGGUGAAAAAGCCGACGUGCUCUCGGCGGUCGGCAUCGCCAUCCCGCCGCCCAUCGGCGAUGUGUUCAAGCUGAAGAAAUAUGGCCAAAAA
Mesorhabditis spiculigera is the source of this 1863-nucleotide messenger RNA. Lineage: Eukaryota; Metazoa; Nematoda; Chromadorea; Rhabditida; Rhabditidae. The record is from the annotation of a GenBank genome assembly.